Messenger RNA from Didymodactylos carnosus, 1298 nucleotides. Lineage: Eukaryota; Metazoa; Rotifera; Eurotatoria; Philodinida; Philodinidae. The record is from the annotation of a GenBank genome assembly.
GUACAGUAUACAGAGUACAGAGUAGCCUAUAGAAUACAGUAGAUAAAAAUAAAAUUAAACGAAAAUAAUACCUAACCAACCCAAAAACUAUUCAAGAUUUAUGCAGAUAUCGGAAAUCUGUCAAGAUUCUGCUAAUUAAUUAAUAACAAAUCAAUUGCUCUGUUAGAAUCAGUUACAUAUCUUGAACAAGUUUUUAUAAAUAUAUAUAUAUAUAUAUAAUCUGCACUGUAAGAAUGUUGUCUACCACCUGCAAGUGGUAGACCCGGUCCGAUUUUUAUUUCUCAAGAUGUCUUAAGGUGUUCGCUCUUGAACAGCGGAAACUGCAUCUCUUCACAUACUUUUUAUCAAAAGUUAUUCGUAAAUAGUCAGGGGCAUUCUUUUUCGAAACAUAUAGUAGUUUGAAGUACACAAGUUGUACUAUAUACCGAUGUAUUUGCCAGAAAAAGACCGUUUUCGUAAAUUACAAAAGUAGACGUAUUAUUUUUGAAAUUUUGUUCGAAAUCUGGUCAACAAUGUAUUCAUACUGUAAUACGAUAACUAAAUUGACCAUAUCACCCAUAAUAACUCUGUGGACAAAAAUAGUUUGGUUGUUGAUGAAUUUAGCUGUAAAUAGCUACACCAUGAUUGCUUUGAUAUGACUAAUGUUUGACUACUUCUAACUCAACUUUUUUCAUCAACAAUUACAUUCCUAUCUACGUACUCGUUUAAUCACUGAAGAGUACUCAAGACAUUUUUGCAAAUAGCCGAAAUAGUUUUAAGAUGCACAUAAAGCAGACUUUCAGUCAAAUUUUGUUUGAUGUCAUUCGAUAUUUGUUUUUGUUCCUCAUUUUAAUAUAUUCUCAUACCGACAUCUGUUGUGUGUUAAACCGCCAAUACGAAGUUUUGCAAGUGCUUUUUAUGGAAAAUCCCCAAUCGACUUUUUGAUACCUCUAUUUUCAGGAUGGAAAAAAGAGUACAUACGUGCAUACAUAAAAACUCGGCUUUUAUUGAGUCUAACAGCUACGGAAAUUCAUCAGGAAUUAAUCAAUGCUUAUGGACAUGAUUGUGUGUCAUUCAGUACAGUUGCUCAAUGGAUUCGGCGAUUCGCAAGUGGGCGGGAGUCUUUUGAAGAUAAUCCUCGGAGUGGUCGUCCUGUAACCGCCAUUACUCGAGCAAAUAUUCAUGCUGUUGAACAACUGAUCAACGAUGAUCAACAUAUUCGUAUCGAUUAUAUUGCUGCAAUGUUGGAUAUAUCUUAUGGAAGUGUUGAUACGAUUCUCAAACAUCAUCUUCAUCUACCGACGAUAUCAUCAAGAUAG